GUGAGGAUGAGGGUGUCUCAAGUCGCGGGCGCGGGAGGGGGUGGCGGAGAGGAGGACAGGGAGAUUCCCCAGUGCUGGCUCUGAAAUCUGGGGCAGGUUUCACUUUGCCUUCCUGCCAGCCCCAACUGUGCCUGGAAGGGUUUGUCCCUGGCAUCAAAGGUAGGAACAGCUGAGCCCUUAGACGUACCCCUGACAGUGAGAGCCAGGAGUGGGCGUUUCACUUUUCCUGCGUUUGGGGAGCCCCUGAGGCUAGGCUCUGACCUUUGACGUUUGUGCAGCUGCUGCUUCUCUAGGUAGGAGUGCCAUGGUGUAAUCAUGGCUCACUGAAGCCUUGACCUCCUGGGCUCAAGCAAUCCUCCCAUUUCAGCUUUUGGAGAAGCUGGAACUAUAGAUACAGAAAACAUGAAUCAAAGAGACAGACCAUUCAUGACCAUUCAGAGAAAUUAUAGCUCAGAUAAUCUGGUAUUCCAUAUGAAAAAUGAGAUGAAAAGCGCCAAAUACAAACCAGUAGACUAUCAACAAUUGCGUGCAUUAACUGAAGCAAAAAAAUUAGCUUCUGCCUCUGCAGAGCUAAAGAUCAGAAAAGCAAUGUUGACUUCAAAGAUAUCUAAAGAACAAACACUAGUAAAACAACACAAGCAAGUGUGGUGGCAGGAAUACCAGAGGCUGAAUGAAGUCAGAUGUAAAAUGGAAUCUGAAAUAAAAUCCCUUCUCAAUGAAGAGAACAUUGGAAACGAAUGUCUUUGUGACCUUACACAUUUUGAGCAAGAGCUAUCAGAACAAUGGCACACAUAUCUUAAAAAUGUGAUAAAUCCUAUUCAGCAGCUGAGAGCAGAUCUAAAAUACAGACAGCAUCACACUUUGCAGCAUUCACACUCAUAUAUUGAGUUUAACUCCAUGAAAGUAUUGGAAGAGGUUGACUUUGUGAAGAAACAAUUGAAAGCUGCCUUUGAAAGACUUAGCCUGGAGCAACAGAGAAUAGAAAAUGAUCUUUCAGACUGGACUAUAAAGAUACUACAUCAUUCUUUGGAAGAAAAGUCUAACCGGCUUACUGAACUGCCCAUUGAAUUAGAAAGCUUGGAAUGCCCAUACCCUGAUUUGAAAUCAGCAAUCCUUAGUGAGUUCUGUAAGUUUACACAGAAAUAUCAAAAGAAGCUCCAACACUUUGAUUUGCAAUUGGAAGACAUAUACAGAAACUGUCAACUAAGUGAAGAAGAACACUGGAUUUACCGGGCUAUUUUGGAUCAGUACUCUGGAGAUCUCUUUGGAAGAAGGGCUCUCUAUCUGGACAUGUUACAAAGAUAUUUUCCUCACAAAUCUAGGCAUGAUUUGGUUGAACAUGAGAAAUAUUGUGACCAAUAUCACUUUGCUAUGGAGCAACGAAAGAUCCUGAUAGCAAAUUGGAAUAAAAAUAGGAAAGACUUUAUACAGAAGGCUGUGAUGACACUGAUCGAGGCUUGUACAACUCAUGAAAUGGAGAGCACAUUGGCUAAGGACAAGAAAAAGCAACAGGAAUUGUGUGCUGAUCUGAAAGCCAAGGUUCUUCAAUGGCGGGCCCACCAGGAAGAGGUAGCAAGACUGGAAAUGGAAAUUUCUGCCAGAAGAAGAGAAAAGGAAGAGGAGAAAGAGAAACUGCGGAAGAAGAAGGAAAUGUUGCAAAGAGCAGAGAAGAAAAAACAAAUUAAAAAAUACUGGGCUAAGAAACAACAGAAGUGGCAAGAAAUGGAAAUGAGAGAUCUUCAGCGCCUAGAAGAACUGAAGAAAUUAAUGGCCGAACAGUCACUAAAAGACAGAGACAGGGUUAAAUAUAGACAAGAAUUAUUGGAAAAGCGUUUGAUGGAGAAAAAGGAGGCGGCCCUUCAAGAAGCUCAUGAAGACAAAGAGAGAGCACGGCGGCUAGAAGCCCUUAGGAAACAGGUUGCUGUUGUUGCUCAAUUUGAUCCUGUUAGAAUGAUGUCAGAUACAAUGGCAUCGAAAGCUAAGAUGGGCAUUGAAAUGGAAGAAGAAUUUAUUCUUCAAAAGCCACUCUUCACAUUGAAUACAUACAAUGAACAGCAGAUAAUUUCUGACCCUAGACUUCGCUUUGAGUUAGCGCUUCGAGAAGCUGGACUUCAUAGAACACUUUAUGCCAAAGAAAUAUUACCAAAAAUCAGUCCUCGAAAACCUCCAAGAAAAGACAUGGAGUCUACUGUGUUUAAAAUAUAGAGCUCAUCCUCAAAUUCUAUAGGUUGUCUGAAGACUGUUUUCAAGAAGAUUCUUCAGGAAUUGGUCAUGGAAACAAUAUUUUCUGGGUCCUUGAAUGUUAAUAACAGGUUGACGGUGGUCUUUAUAGUUAAAAAUAAAUUUUUCUGGUAUAAGAUAUUUUAUUUACAUUUUCUUUUCUUAGCAUAAAAUGUCAAAGGGCUGGCUUUAAUAUGGUUUUCUUUUCCUAAGAAUUACUUGAUCUUUUUGCCUGAUUAGAGUUUUUUCACUUUCUUUAUAAUACAGUAGUUUUACUGAACUUUAUCUUUGUGUUUGUCAUUCUGGGUUAACAUACUUACUCAGUAAAUUAUAUUCCCUUUCACAAUAUAAAUUCAAUUUUAUUUCAGGAAUUUUUAAAAUGAUAAUUUUUAGUGUUUGUUAUGUUUCCUUUUUUCCCAUGGGACUCUUAUUAUGCUGUUACAGUAUGUUGGAUCUUCUUUGCCUAUAGUCUUUAUAUGUCACUUUCUUUUGAAUUCUUUUAAUCUUUUUCUUUAUUUUUUACAAACUUUUUACUUAAAAAUAACAUUAUAAAAUAGCUGCAAGAAUAAAGCUGCUGUAACUUUAACCCAGAUUCUUCCAUUAUUAAGAUUUUGUUCAACUUUUAAAUUGCUUUUGUGUUCUCCUUUAAUUUGAUUCAUUUUUACAGCCUUUUUGGUCUUUUAUGACAUAGACUUUUUUUGAUAAAUAUACAUAAUAUAAAAUUUACUAUUGUAACCAUUUUAAGCAUACAAUUAAGUGGCAUUAAGUACUUUCACAUUGUUUUGCGACCAUCACCCCUAUUUAUCUUCAGAACUUUUUCAUCAUCUCAAUCUGAAACGCUGAACCUAUUAACCAAAAACUGCCCACCUCUUCCCCUCAGCCUCUGAUAAGCACUAUUCUAAUGUUUUUCUCUAUGAAUUUGUCUAUUCUAGGUAAUUCAUAUAAACAGAAUCAUGUAACACUUGUCCUUUUAUGUGUGACUUAUUUCACUUGCUAUAAUGUUUUCAAGUUCACCAUGUUGUAGAAUGUAUUAGAAUUUCAUUCCUUUUAAAGGCUGAAAACAUCCCAUUGUAUGUAUAUACCAAAUUUUGUUUAUUCCCCUGUCAAAGGACAUUUGGAUUGUUUUCAUCUUUUCGCUAUAGUACCACUGCUAUAAACAUUGAUGUGCAAAUAUCUGUUCAAACCCAUACUUUUAAUUCUUUUGAGAAUAUACUCAGGAGUGAAAUUAGUAAAUGAUAUGGCAAUUCUAUGUUUAAGUUUUUGAGAAACUGCCAUGCUAUUUUCCACAGUGGCUUUGCUGUUUUACAUUCCCAUUAACAAUGCACAAGAAUUCCAGUUCCUCUACAUCCUUGUGGUCACUUGUUAUUUUCUGCUUUUUUGUUUUCAUUUUUUAAAAUCAUAGCUAUUUCAGUAAGUGUGGAUUGGUAUCUCAUUGUGAUUUUGAUUUACAUUUUCCUAAUAAUUAGUGCUGGUGAGAAUUUUUUAGGUGCUUUUUGGUCAUUUGUAUAUCUUCUUUGGAGGAAUGUCCAUUCAAGUCCUUUGCCCAUGUUUUGAUUGGAUUGGUUUGUAAUUGUUGUGUUAUAGGAGAGCUCCAUAUAUUCUGGAUAUUAAUGCCUUAUCAGAUAUAUGUAAUUUCCAAAUAUUUCUCCUAUUCUGUAGGUUGCCUUUUAUCCUGUUGAUAGUAUCCUCUGAUGUACACAAGUUUUUAAUAUCAAUGUCCAAUUUAUUAAUUUUUUUCUUUUGUUGCUAUGCUUUUACUGUCAUAUCCAAAAAUUGAUUACAAAACCCAAUGUCAUGAAGCUUUUUCUCCAUGUUUUCUUAUAAAAAUUUUAUAGUUUUAGUGGCUAUGUUUAGAGCUUUUAUCUCUUUAUUUUUUGUAUACAGUAAGAAUUCAAUUUCAUCCUUUUGCAUGUGGAUAUCCGGUUUUCUCAGGACUGUUCGUUUAAAAGACUUUUUUUUAACUGAAUGAUCUUGUCACCUUUGUUGAAAAUCAGUUGAACAUAUAUGCGAGAGCUUAUUUCUUAGCUCUCUAUUCUAUUCCAUUGGUCUGUCUGUCUUUAUGCUAGUACCACACUAGCCUAAAGACAUUAGUCUGAUCACUGUAACUUUGUAGUACGUUUUGAUUUGUAUGGUCCUAGUAGUUGUAAAAAUCAUGGAAAGGGAGACGCUUUCUACAUUUUAUGUAUAUUUGGUUAUUUUUUACAGAACGUCUACUUCCCUAGGUUUUAUUUUGCCCUCAUUAAAACAGUUUCACCAUCUCUUAAAAUCUAGCAUAGCUAUAUUUUACCUCUGUGUUUUGUGUUCAGGACUCAGAGGUAAAAUAUGAAGCCAUUUUACAGGUAAAAGACAUGGAGGGGAUAAAUAGAAUCUUGUUAAGACCAGUACUUUGCCUGGAGAAGUCAUGCAAAAACUCUAAGAUAUAAAAUUUUUAAAGACUACAAACAAAUCCCAAAAAUGAUGAAGUUUGAUCUAGGAAGAAAAAACGAUCUGGGAAUUCUACUGUUUCUCAGAUUUAAUCAAUUUCUUUGGAAAAGUGAUUGCAUGGCUGCUAUACACUUGAUGAACACUUGAUAUAUUACUGCUGAAUCCUAGAGAGAUCCUGAGAGGAAUGUCUCAGGAACUUAGACACUGAGCCUUUAGGAGCAGUAGAUUAUCUGACACUCAAUACAGGAAUGAAUUAUAAUAAUAGAAUCCACAAGCUGCCUAACGACUUAUGGAAUCCACUGUACCCCUCAGUACUUAGGGAGAAAUAUGACACCAAAUCUGUUAUUACCGUAUUUUUAUAAUCUGCUGAAAGAUAAUUUCCACCCUCAACUGUAACUCUUGUAUUAACAAAUGCCUGUGUUCUUUUUCUUUCCACCUUUAAUAGUAUUGGGGUCAAGGUUUUUUUCCCUGCUUAACUUGAUUCAGAUUUAUAUUUAAAUACAUGUUUUUAAUGUCACUGGUGGCCUCACUAAUUUCAUCAAAUAUUUUUUCUCAAAGAAUUUAUUUUGCUUGUGCGUAAGCAAAUUUGGGGAAUAAGUAGUUGCCUCAUUUGCCUUCUAUCUUGCACAUUUUCCAAGACAUGUCAAUAUUACUUAGCACCACAUAUGCUUAAAACUCUUAAUAUUUAUAAACAACUUCAAAACCAAUUUGCUUACAUUUCUUUAGACAUUUUAUAAAUAUGGCAUUCAUCUGCAGUGUUUGUCUUCACAGUAUAUUAAAAACAAAAUGAUGCAACAAAUGCCCUGUUACUAUUGAAAUAUACACUAAUUUACUUUAGGAAGAUUAUUAAAAGUAAUAUUUUUAAACCUACUAAAAUAAAAUCAAAGUUUACUUGGUAGUGAAAAUAAAUGCCUUGCUAAAGGAAAUCCAGCACGGCACAACAUGAACUUCUAUCUACAUGGAUUGAGACCCUGGCAUCUAGAAGAAAAGGUCCAGAUAAUGUGAAGAGAGUAUUUUGUUAUCCACUGAUAUCAUUAUAUAUAUAAUGUAGUUACUUAAAACUGACUUGAGAGAUCAGUGGAAGCCUUAGAGUUUAAUGUUUAUAGACAAUUUCCUUUUUUUCCCUCUUUCUGAAUCCAAAUCUGUAGUUUAAUUCAACAAACCUCCAACAUGGAGAAAUGGAAAAACCUCCUCAUCACUACACAGAUGUAGAUAAAGGAAAUUGCAUAAGCUGUGGUGCAGGCACAGAGAAAAAAGUUGUAGAACAUGAUGUAUUGAAAAUAUUGGGACUGAGAACCCAGACACUAUGCAUGGAUGACUGUUCUACCCGCAUGGAGUUCUGUCAAUCACCUGUCAUGCCUAUGCCUGUGGCUUGUUGAGUUGCUUUACAAAGAGCAGAGAUUAUUUUGGGGGUGAUAAUGGAUUUUUCCAAUAGGGAAGAUAACAAAUUUCUGGGAACCAUUGGGUGCAGAUCUAGCAGAUGUUUCACUCCUGCAGGCUGCUGACCAGUUGUUAUUUUGGUCAGCAUUCAAAUCCCAGAAUGACUUCAUCAUUUUUGGGAUUUGUUUGUAGUCUUUAAAAAUUUUAUAUCUUAGAGUUUUUGCAUGACUUCUCCAGGCAAAGUACUGGUCUUAACAAGAUUCUAUUUAUCCCCUCCAUGUCUUUUACCUGUAAAAUGGCUUCAUAUUUUACCUCUGAGUCCUGAACACAAAACACAGAGGUAAAAUAUAGCUAUGCUAGAUUUUAAGAGAUGGUGAAACUGUUUUAAUGAGGGCAAAAUAAAACCUAGGGAAGACCUUUUGGUCUGUUCGAUGAUAAAACAGAUCCCCUUGGUCCGUUUCCAUGUUUUUUUCUGAAAGAACAACAUUCAGAUGUUUUCUGGUCUAUGCAGUUUUUGUCCCUUUGGAGGUCUGAUAAAGCUGGAGUGCAAUCCCUACUGGUAUACAUGAGUUUUACUUCCACCAUCCUCCAACCCCACCCCAUUCUUCACAGAAACAGGCCUCGGGUUUAAUGAAUGACAGCCCAAGGUAUUUGAACUUUAUCAUGUAAACAGCACAAAAUGUUCAAAUCUUGUGAAGCAUGAAAACAAAGACAAUGCUUCCAGAAGGUUAAUAGGAGAGCAGGGUACAGUCAGAUGGAAGCAGGUAGAACACUGGGAUUAGGGGAACCAUUUCUGAUUAAUCAUAAUAAAUCAGGUGUGAGGUGAUGUGAAAGUGGAGGUCAGUGGGAUCCAAUGCUUAUCACUUCAAGAGGAGUUAUCUUCUAGAAUUUUUGUAGUUUCUGGUCUUAUAUUUAAGUCCUUAAUCCAUCUUGAGUUGAUUUUUGUAUAAGGUGAGAGUGAGGAUCCAGUUUCAUUCUCCUACAUGUGGAUAGCCAAUUAUCCCUGCAUCAUUUGUUUCUAUUCUGUUCCAUUGACCUAUGUGCCUAUUUUUACACCAGUACCAUGCUGUUUUGGUGACUAUGGCCUUAUAGUAUAGUUUGAAAUCAGGUAAUGAGAUGCCUCCAAAUUUGUUCUUUUUGCUUAGUCUUGCUUUGGCUAUGUGGGCUCUUUUUUGGUUCCAUAUCAAUUUUAGAAUUGUUUUUCUAAUUCUGUGAAGAAUGAUGGUGGGUAUUUUGAUGGGGAUUGCACUGAAUUUGUAGAUUGCUUUUGGCAGUAUGGUUAUUUUCACAAUAUUGAUUCUACCCAUCCAUGAGCCUGGGAUGUGUUUGUAUUUGUUUGUGUUGUCUGAUUUCUUUCAGCAGUGAUUUAUAGUUUUCCUUGUAGAGGUCUUUCACCUCCUUGGCUGGUACAUUCCUAAGUAAUAUUUUGUUGUUACAACAAAAAAGGGGUUGAGUUCUUGAUUUGAUUCUCAACUUGGUCACUGCUGGUGUAUAGAAGAGCUACUGAUUUGUGUACAUUAAUUUUGCAUCUGUAAUCUUUGCUGAAACUUUUAUCAGUUCUAGGAGCUUAUGGAGAGUCUUAGGGUUUUCUAUGUAAAUGAUCAUAUCAUCAGCAAACAGCAACAGUUUUACUUCCUCUUUAUUGAUUGGAUGCCCUUUAUUUUUCUCUUAUCUGAUUGCUUUGUCUAGGACUUUGAGUACUACAUUGAAGAGGAGUGGUGAGAGUGGGCAUCCUUGUCUUGUUUCUGUUCUCAGGGGGAAUGCUUUCAACUUUUCCCCAUUCAGUAUUCUGUUGGCUGUGGGUUUGUCAUAGAUGACUUUUAUUAUAUUGAGUUAUGUCUUUUGUAUGUCGAUUUUGCUGAGAGUUUUAAAAAUUAUAUGAUCUCAAUAGAUGCAGAAAAAACAUUUGACAAAAUUCAGCAUCUAUUGAGAUCAUAUAAUUUUUGUUGUUAAUUCUGUUUAUGUAGUGUAUCAUAUUUAUUGAUUUGCAUAUAUUAAACCAUCCCUCUUAUGAAACCCACUGGAUCAAAAUGGAUUAUCUUUUUAAUAUGUUGUUGGAUUUGGUUAGCUAGUAUUUUGUUAAGAAUUUAAGCAUCAAGGUUUAUCAGAGUUUUCUUUUUUGGUUAUGUUUUUUCCUGGUUUUGGCAUUAAGAUGAUACUUGCUUCUUAGAAUGAUUUAGGGAAGGUUCCCUUUUUCUCCAUCUUGUGGAAUAGUGUCAAUAGAAUUCAUACCAAUUCUUCUUUGAAUGUCUGGUAGAAUUCUGCUGUGAAUCCGUCUGGUCCUGGCCUCUUUUUUGUUGGUAAUUUUCUGAAUUACCAUUUCAAUCUCACUGCUUGUUAUUGGCCUGUUCAGGGUAUCUAAUUCUUCCUGACUUAAACUAGGAAAAUUGUAUCUUUCUAGUAACUUAUCCAUCUCUUCUAGGUUUUCUAGUUUAUGCACAUAUCUCCAUAGCAGCCUUGAAUAAUCUUUUGUAUUUCUGUGGUGUCAGCUGUAAUAUUUCCCAUUUCAUUUCUUAUUGAGUUUACUUGGAUUUUUUUCUCUUCUUUUCUUGGCUAAUCUUGCUAAUGGUCUAUCAAUUUUGGUUAUCUUUUUAAAGAACCAGCUUUUUGUUUCAUUUAUCUUUUGUAUUUUUUUGUUUCAAUUUCAUUUAAUUCUGCUCUUUUCUUGGUUAUUUCCUUUCUUCUGCUGGGUUUAGGUUUGGUUUGUUCUUGUUUCUCUAGUUCCUUGAGGUGUGACCUUGAUUGUCUGUUUAUGCUCUUCCUUCCUUUUCCAUGUAGGUGUUUAGGGAUAUGAACUUUCCUAUUAGCACCACCUUUGCUGUGUCCCAGAGUUUUUGAUAGGUUGUGUUACUAUUGUGUAAUUUGAAUAAUUUUUUAAUUUCCAUCUUGAUUUUGUUGUAGACCCAAUGAUCAUUCAAGAGCAGGUUAUUUAAUUUCUAGGUAUUUGCAUGGUUUUGAAGUUUCCUUUUGGAGUUGGUUUCUAGUGUUACUCCACUUUUUUUUUAAUUUAUUGAGGCUUGUUUUGUGGCCUAUCAUAUGGUCUAUCUUAGAGAAAGUUUCAUGCACUGUUGAAUAGAAUGUAUAUUCUGUGGUUGUUGGAUGGAAUAUUCUGUAUAUAUCUGUUAAGUCCAUUUGCUCCAGGGUUUAGUUUAAAUCUGUUGUUUCUUUGUUGACUUUCUUUCUUGAUGACCUGUCUAGUGCUGUCCAUAGAGUAUUGAAGUCCCCUAGUAUUAUUGUGUUGCUGUCUAUCUCAUUUCUUAGGUCUAUUAUCAUUUGUUUUAUAAACUUGGGAGCUCCAGUGUUAGGUGCAUACAUGUUUAGAAUUAUGCUAUUUUCCUGUUGGACAAGGCCUUUUAUCAUUAUAUCAUGUCCCUCUUUGUCUCCUUUAACUGCUGUUGCUUUAAAGUUUGUUUUGUCGGACAUAAGAAUAGCUACUCUGGCUUUCUUUUGGUGUCCAUUUACAUGAAACGUCUUUUUCCACUCUUUUACCUUAAGUUUGUGCAAGUCCUUAUGUGUGAGUCUCUUGAAGGCAACAGAUAGUUGGUUGAUGAAUUUUUAUCCAUUCUGCAGUUCUACAUCUUUUAAGUGGAGCACUUAGGCCAUUUAUAUUCAAUGUUAGUACUGAAAUGUGAAGUACAGUUUCAUUCAUCAUGCUAUUUGUUGCCUGGAAACCUUGCUUUUUUGUUUUUCAUUUUUGUUUUUUUAAAUUAUAUUUUUGUUUUUUAGGUCCUGUGAGAUUCAUGCUUUAAAGAAGUUGUUUUGAUGUGUUUCCAGGAUUUGUUUCAAGAUUUAAAGCUCCUUUUAGCAGUUCUUGUAGUGGUGGCUUAGUAGUGACAAAUUCUCUCAGCAUUUGUUUGUCUGAAAAAGACUGUAUCUUUCCUUCAUAUGCAAAGCUUAGUUUUGCUGGAUACAAAAUUCUUGGCUGACAAUUGUUUUGAGGAGGCUGAAGAUAAUGCCUGAAUUCCUUCUAGCUUAUAGGGUGUCUGCUGAGAAAUCUGCUGUUAAUCUGAUAGGUUUUCCUUUACAGGUUACCUGGGGCUUCUUUCUCACAGCUCUUAAGAUUCUUUCUUUUAUAUUAACUUUAGAUAACCUGAUAACAAUGUGCCUAGGUGAUGAUCUUUUUGUGAUUAAUUUCCCAGGUGUUCUUCAUGCUUCUUGUAUUUGGUUGUCUAGGUCUCUCACAAGACCAGGGAAGUUUUCCAUAAUGAUACCCCUAAAUAUGUUUUCCAUACUUUUAGAUUUCUCUUCUUCCUCAGGAACACUGAUUAUUCUUAGGUUUGGUCAUUUAACAUAAUCACAGACUUCUGGAAACUUUGUUCAUAUUUUCUUAUUCUUUUUUUCUUCAUCUUUGUUGUAUUGGGUUAAUUCAAAGACCUUGUGUUUGAGGUCUGAAGUUCUUUAUUCUACUUCCUCAGUUCUAUUGCUGAGACUUUCCAGAGCAUUUUGCAUUUCUAUAUGUGUCCACUGUUUCCUGAAGUUUUUAUUUUUUUUUAUUUAUAUCUAUUUCCUUAAAUAUCUCUCCCUUUAUUUCUUGUAUCAUUUUUGGAAUUUCCUUACAGUGGGCUUCGCCUUUCUCUGUUGCUUUUCUGAUUGGCUUAAUAACUAACCUCCUGAAUUCUUUUUCAGGUAAAUCAGGGAUUUCUUGGUUUGAGUCCAUUUCUAGUGAGCUAGUGUGAUUUUUUGGCAAGUGUUUAAGAGCCAUUUUUUUGUCAUGUUACCAGAGUUGGUUUUCUGGUUCCUUCUCAUUUGAGUAGGUCAGAGGGAAGGUCUAGGGCUGAAAGCUGUUACUCAGAUUCUUUUGUCCCAUGGGCAUUCCCUUGAUGUAGUACUCUCCCCCUUUUCCUUUGGCUUUCUGAGAGCCAAACUGUAGUGAUUAUUAUCUCUUUUCUGGAUCUAGCCAACAAGUGAGUCUACCAGGCUCCAGGCUGAUACUGCAGAGUCCAGGUUGUCUGCAGAGUCCUGUAAUGUGAACCAUCUGUGGGUCUCUCAGCCGUGGAUACCAGCACCUGUACCAGUGGAGGUGGUAGAAGGGUGAAUUAGACUCUGUGAGGAUUCUUAGUUUUUGUGGUUUAAUGCACUAUUUUUGUGCUGGUUGGUCUCCUACCAGGAGAUGGUGCUUUCCAGAGAGCAUCAGCUAUAGUAGUAUGGGGAGGAACAGAUGGUGGGGAGGUAGGGGCCUUAGAAAUCCCAAGAGUAUAUUCCCUUUGUCUUCAGCUACCAGGGUCAGUAGGGAAGGACCAUUGGGUGGGGGCAGGGCUAAGCAUCUGAGCUCAGACUCUCCUUUGGUGGGUCUUGCUGUUGCCACUGUGGGAAAUGGGGGUGAGAUUCCCAGGUCAAUGGGGUUAUGUUCCUAGAGGAUUAUGACUGUCUCUACUGUGUCAUGCAGAUUGUCAGGGAAGUGGGGUAAAGCCUGCAGUCACAGGUUUCACCUAGCUCCGAUGCAAUCCAAAAGGCCAGUUUCACUCCCACCAUGCCUUGCUCCCCAAUAGCAUCGAGUCUGUUUCCAGGCAGUGGGUGCAAAAGGCUGAGAAUUUGCCCCAGGUUACCUGCCUCCCAGCUGCGAGAGCAAAUAUGGCUUUCCUUCUUCCUCCACCUGUGGAGUCAGCACACUGGAUUGAUGCCCUCCCCCAGGUUCUGACAAAGAGGCUUCUGGAUCAGUUCAAAUUGUUACGAAGUUCAGCUGGAGAUUUCCUUCUUCCCGUGACCUUUUCCCAGUACCUUUGGCCAUCCUCCCAAAGCGCCUCUGUGAAGCCAGGCAAAAGCGGCUUGCUAGGAGACCCAACGAGCUCCCAGGACUUUUCCCACUGCUUCCUCUACGCCUGCAUGUCACUCAGCUUUCUAAAUUGAAUCAGCUCCAGGUAAGGACAAAAUCUUCUCCAAUAAUUGAGGCCUUCAGUUUCCCCAUUGGGGGUAUGUGUUUGGGGGCAGACAAUCUCUCUUUCCCACUUCCCCAGUUUGGGCACUUAGUAUUUGGGUUGUCCUCUGGGCCCUGCAGAAGCAAUCUGCUUUCUUCGGGGGGCCUGUGGGUCCUCUCCGGUUUCCUGAUUUAUUCCCGCAGUUGCUCUGGAGCAAGAAUUCACGAUGCAGCCCUCCGCACGUGGCUCUGUCUGUCCAAGUCCAAGCUGCAAUCUAGUCCUGCCUCCAGUCCGCCAUGACCCUUACAUGUCUUUUCAUGUUUCUUAUUGUGUGUUUUAAUUACUUCUGUUAUAGCUUUGACGACUUUAAAGCUUUUCUCUGGCAGUCGCUUUCUAAGUUCCAUUCUAGUAACUCACAUUCUUGGAUUAAUCCUCCUCUCUGUUGACUGUGCAUCACACAAAUAUUGUUACUUGCUUAUUCUGUGACUUUCUAUCAUGAGCUUAUCUUCAAUGAGGCUGGCUAUUUUGUGAGAAUUCUGUGUCACCUGGGGGUGUCUGCUUCCCCACAUGGUUUUGCAUUUAUUAUGCCAGGUUCGCCAGGGGCAUCUCUGUUCCAUGGCCCAAUUUUCUGUGUAUCUUUUAAAAUGGGAGUUCCUGAAACAUAAAUUCAAAUUCCAACCCAGACUCAGGCAAGUUUGAAUUUCUUAGGGAAUUGUAUGCUUUCUCCCACUGCUUGUUAAACAGAGACAAACUAGAUUCGCUAGAAUCUCCUGUGCAGGUGGGAAGACUUUUUUCGUUGGGUCUUAGUUCCAAUAUCCACCUCACCUGACAGUAGGCUCACAUCUACAUGAGCUUUAAACCUUAGCCUCCAUGUUUAUCAGCUGUAAGCUUAGAACACAACUCUGGCUUUAAGUUUUAUCUUUUUUUUCUAGCAUGUUUUGAUUCUCUUCCCAAAAUAUUUCAUGCAGCCUUUGUAGAUGUUUGCAAUGCUUUGGGGUAUAAUAGCAGAGUCCCAUGUAUGCUACGACAACCUGAAAAGAUACGUUUCCUCAUUAGUUCUUCUAACCGUUAUUGGGACACCAGAGUAUUUAUAUCCAGAUAAUGCCUAUUGGAUUGAUACAAGAAAAUUUCAUUUUAAACCCACAGACUUUGAUCCUGUAGAAAUAGUCCCUGGUGUGUCUACCUUCUUCUCUUCUCUCUAGUAUUUUAGAUUUAAUCAUUCUUUCUGGUAGCUAUUGAUGUGCUAGUCAUAUCUUCUCACUGCAUUCCUGAGUCUGAUAAACUGUGCUUUAAAAAAUAACUUUUGUCAGCUGUGCUAUCUUGAGCAAGAAUGCCUGAACUGCCUGAUUCAAAGAUUCAGAACUUCUUGGCAGACACAGUCUUAUAUUGGAGAUAAGAACAUCAGGCUACACAGUCUCCCUGCUGGUAGCCAUUACCAUACUCAACUCCUUUGCUGUGACUCUUCACUCACCACAGAACCUUCCUAGAGUCAUUUAACUCCCCCUGUAGAUCAGAGAAGCCCACGUGGAAAUGGCAACCAGCAGGCAGGAGUAUCAGCAAUGAGUAAAUUCAUAAAAUUAGUAAAUUAGAAUUUGGUAUUAUAAAAACCACAAAAUAGAUUUCAUUGAGCCUUUACAUUUUUAUUAUAGUGAAACUUACAUAACACUUAUCAUUUUGACUCUUUUGCAUGUACAAUUCAGUAGCAUUAAGUACACUCACAUUAUUGUGCAACUAUCACUAUUAUCCAUCUUCAGAACAUUUUCAUCAUUCCAAACUGAAACUCUGUGCUCAUGAUGCAAUAAAUCCUACUUUCUCUUUUUCUCAGCCCCUGGUAACCAGUAUCCUACUUUCUGUCUCUGUGAAUUUGUCUACUCUAAGUACCUAAGUGAAAUCGUACAGUAUGUAUCUGUAUAUGUGCACUAUUUCAUUUAACAUAAUAUCCUGAGCUUUAUCCAUAGUGUAGCAUGUAUCAGAAUUUCACUGAGACUUUACUUUUUAAUGAAUUAAAUUUUAUACAUUUUUUUUGGAAAAGCUAAGUUUUAUUGGCCACAAAACUGUAGAUGGUUUUAUCUGCAUAGAUGCUGAGAUCAUUCAAUGACAUCUCUCACUCAUCAGUUCUUUCAAUGCCACCGUCUCCCACAGCUACUGCUCAGGCUCUGUCAUAUUUGAACUCUCCUUAGCCUUUUAACAUAAGACGAUUUUGGAAGCACAUGAUCUUUCACAUGAAAAGGCCAUUUUUAUUCUGAAAUAUGUAAGCAGCUUGACUUUUUAGGUAAAAAUUUGAAGCCAAUGACCUUCACAAGAAAGGGAACUGACUUAUCGCACAAGAAAAUAAUGUCUUUGGAGGCCUCAUCUUAUCUUUAAUCCACCUCCCCCGACCGCCCACAACCACCUUGGAAACUGUGAAAUGUAGCCAGUCAAGUAGUGGUCAUCUACAUCCAGGUGUUUCUUGUUAGUGGUCUUUAUCUGAGAAAGAACCAGUGCUUCUACACUUUUUAACGACUUCCCAUUGCCUGGCCAAUAUGGUCCAAUCUUCUUAACCUGACUUUUAGAACCCUGCCUAAUAGACUCCCAAAAUACUUUUCCAGAUUCAGCCAACCAGGAUUCUUCAACACUCUAGUCAUAUGUCCUGUAUUUUCCUCAUUUUUUCUUGUUUAAUGCUUUUCCUUUUAGGGACAGCACCUCCCCCAGAAUCUCUAUCAAAAUGAUACCCUUAAGUAAAGAUCAUCUCAAAUAACCACCUUAGCCAAGAAACCCUUUCCAACCCUCUCGGCUCUAUAGUAUCAUUUUCUUUCUUUAACCUCUCAGAACACUUUUAUUUCUACCUCUCUUUUGGGGGCUAUCAGAUCAUCCUUUGAUUUAUAGUUAUCCACACAUUUGUCUUAGUGCCUUGAACUUAUUAGGUUGCAAAUUGCUUUAUGGAACUGGCAGUGGCUUGUUCUUUCAUAACACCUAGCCUUGUGACUUACAGAAAGUAGAUUUUUUAUAAAUAUAUUUGUUCUGUCCUUUGAUUGUUUACUUGGAGCGAGUUCAUAGUAUUGCAGUCUUAAACCUGUUGUGGGACUGGCUCUUUAAGAAGUGAGUCCUGGCUGGGCAUGGUGGUUCAUGCCUGUAAUCCCAGCACUUUGGGAGGCCAAGGCAGGUGCAUCACCUGAGGUCAGGAGUUCAAACCAGCCUGACCAACAUGGGGAAACCCUGUCUCUACUAAAUACAAAAUAUUAGCCAGGCGUGGUGGUACAUGCCUGCAGUCCCAGCUGCUUGAGAGGCUGAGGCAAGAGAAUUUCUUGAGCCCAGGAGGUAGAGGUUGCAGUGAACAGAGAUUGUGCCAUUGCACUCCAGCCUAGGCAACAAGAGUGAAAAUCCAGCUCAAAAAAAAGAGAGAGAGAGAAAGUGGUGAGUUCUCUGGGGUCCUAGUGGAUGGAAGAAGAUAGCACUGAAGAUAGGACGGUGAAGUGUAGGAAACAUCUGAAUAGAAGGCUCGUGGUAACUGCUGAUUAUUUACCCAGAGUACAUGGAACCUGAGUGACAUUUUAUUUCAAUUUAUCAUUGGUUUUUAUUGGUUGGAAUGCUGGUAGGAAACAUGCAAACUUGAACUCAAAAGAAAAAAAUAAAUUGAUUUGGAUAUGAAAAGCAUCUAGAUUUUUAAAGAUCCAUCUUCCUGUUUUAACAAGGGAUGGGCAAAAUCCGAUGACUCAGAUAAUGUCUGUAACCCUAGAAUAUCCACAGUGCUUCACAGUGUUAACAGUUAAGCUACUGUAGAUGGAAUGGCUUGUCCAAGAAAUAUUAUAAAUUUAGAAAAACAGACACAAUCCUAAAGCACUACUUUUUGGUGGAGUAAUUCUAGACCAGUCCUCUGCAAAAUAUGAUAUUGGUCUAAGUUGUUUGCCUAAUUAAUUUCUAACCUACUUUAUACUAAUAAAAAAUAAUAUUUAAAUCAUGCUUAAUGUUUCAAGGGGCAAAAGUGGCUUAAGGGCUUUUGUUCGCCAGUGAAAACUGCUAUGCUCAGUUUUUUAGAAAAACAAUUGUUAAAUUGAUUCUAGAUUAAAUGACUUCUGAGUGAGAGAAGUGAAAAAAAUCAGAAAUGGAGAAAAUCAUUGAGAUAUGAAUAAUGAAGCAGAUUGCAAAUGGUACAUUUUUCCAGUUAUUCAUUUUAGGAGACAGUGGUUUGCAGAGUCACUGGCUAUUGUUUUAGGAUCAUUAAAAGACGGAGAAAGUCCUGGAGGAUUAGGAAGAAAGAAACAUGUAUAACUCAUUUAUUUUUUAAAGGAACAAAGGGAGACCUUAACAAUUAAAGAUUAGUUUACUUAGCUCCAAUCCUGAGGUAAAGAUUGUUGAUCAAAUCCUCAAAAAAAAAAAUCUCUUUAUGGUAUAGACAUCUAGAGGCACACAGGGUCCUGGAGAGGAACAGUGUGGCUUUAUGAAACUCAGUAUGUGUCAGACAAUUUUAAUAUCCUUCCAUGACAGGAUGACGGAACUUGUAGCUUAGAGGCAAACAGUAAAGGCCAUUAAUCUGUCUUUUACUCGAGUUUUCAAUUCUAUCAUGCAUGUGAUGCCCAGCAGCCAGCCAGGAAAAUAAGUCGAGCACAAUGUUUCUCAAGCUGCAGGCCCUGGAGAGUUCAUGAGAAUCUCUAAAUAAAAGAAUACAUUCUUGAACAGAAGAUUAUAUUUUUAAAAGCAUUCUACCAUUAAAUAAAGAACUAGCUUCUGUUUUGCAAUUUAAAAAUGUAUAAUUGAAAGAUCUUCAUAUAGAAUGACUUCAGUUUCUUAAGUCAGUGAUUUUCACAAUGAUUUUGGUCCCCAGAUGUAUUUUAGAGGCUGUAUUCCUGGGUCCCAGCAGGAACCAGAUGGCAUAAUUAAACAGGGAACUGAGAGAACUUACUGAAGGGACUGUUUACAAAUGGAUGGGCAGGAUUUAGGGAGCAACAAGGGAUGAAGAUGCAGCUGGAAACAACUGUUACCAGCCAUGAUCCAACAGGGCCGAAGCGGGGCAAUUACCAGAACCCAGGGAGGGCAGCAGCGUGGCAAUGGCCACCCACGGGAGCUGUGGCCUCCUUUGGUAGAGGACAUAGAUGUCCUGCCGCAACCUGGCCUGAGGAAGGUGCACAAACCCAUGAAAAUACAUGCAGUUUUAGGGAUAUAUCUAUGAGUGUGCGUUUUCCUGCACAUCGGGUCCACAGAUUUUAUCAGGGGUCUCCAAAAUGAAUCCCAAAUGUUAAGAACUGUGUUUGUAAAAGAAAGAAAUAAAAUUCAAACUGUUAUAUUCCUGAAGUUGUUAGUUUACAUCUCUUAUGAAGCCUCUACAGGAUGCAAUGCACUAGAUAACGGUCUAUAGCUGAUAAAAAUAAGGCAAAAAUGUUAUUUUGUGUAUUUUGGACCACAGAUUGAGUUUUUCUAAGCAAUGAUUAAACUUGACUGUUUACUGUGCCGAUGUUUGGGAAUGAAACAUGGAAUAGAAAAGCAAAUUAUAUUGACUAAUAUAUACAUGUUGCUCUGAAGACUUGAUCAGGUGAUGUUUGCAUAAAAAUUACCCUGAGAAGUAGUCAGCCACUGUUUGUUAUUUAUUAAUUUUUGUAAUUUUGUUCAUUUUUGUUUCAGCUUUCAUUGGGGUGUUUUAAUUUUUUUGUAUAUAUAUCAUUUUCAUAUAUCAUAUACACAUGCACACGCAUAUUUAUGUGUAUAUGUAUGAAUAUAUAUACAUACCAAAUAUAUAUGUGCAUAUAUAUACAUACAUAGUAAAAUUGAAUUAGUUAUAUAUUAAUAUAUCAUGUAAAAUGUAUAAUUAUAUGUCAUUAUAAUUAUAUGUAAUUUUAAUAUACCACAUGUUAUGUCAAUUGUAAACUGUUAUGUACAUAUGUAAAAUCCUUUCAGUCUUACUAUGUGUGAGACACUACAAGUUGCUGGGAUAUAAAAUGAAUAAGAUACUGUCACUAGCAUCAAGGAGUGAGUCAAGUAAAAGAACUUGAUCUUUAUAUAACUAUUCCAGUAUGGGCAAGGCCUAAAAAGUUUUAGAAAUUCGGCUGGAAGAGCACCUGCUAGAGUCACAGACUGUCCAUUCUCCUAAAUUGGUAACCCUUAACUUAGGCUGCAUGUCAUUAGGGGACAUUUUAAAAAUAGAGCUUCCUGGCCAGGCACGGUGGCUCACGCCUGUAAUCCCAGCACUUUGGGAGGCUGAGGUAGGCGGAUCACAAGGUCAGGAGAUUGAAACCAUCCUGGCUAACAUGGCAAAACCUCAUCUCUAAUAAAAAAUACAAAAAAAUAAAAUAAAAUUAGCUGGGCGCAGCAGCACAUGCCUGUAGUCUCAGCUAUUGGGAGGCUGAGGCAGGAGAACACUUGAACCUGGGAGGCAGAGGUUGCAAUGAGCUGAAAUCAUGCCACUGCACUCUAGCCUGGGCAACAGAGCAAGACUCCAUUUCAAAAAAAAUAAUAAAAAUAAUAGAGCUUCCCAGUCUCACUCCCAGAGAUUCUUGUUGAGUUGGUCUGAGGUGGAGCUCUGAACAGUGAUUUCAAAAGGCUUCCCUGGAGAUCCAGUAUGCACCCGUGUUGAGAACCUCAGGGCGGUGUCCCGGAGUGAACACACUGACCCCAGCCGAGGUUCAUCCCUCAACUCCACACCCAGGCAGUCUAAGAUCCACACUCAUCUCUGCACACUGUGGCCUCUCAGAAUUAGGACUAGUUGUUUUUCUCCUUGUCAUUAGUUUGCAUUUUCAUUUUAGAGAUGCUAUAAAUUUGUUCUGUUUAUGAAGCAACUGCUAGCUGGCCCCAAGCCAAUUCAGGGUCCGUGUCCCGCUGAUGCACAGUCUAUGGGAUCACAGGAGCACUAGCUUCAGGCUUGUCCCAGUUGUUGCUCCUUCCCUUUGCUUUUCCUUUUCUUGCCCACUUAGUUCUCACUUAUAUUAUCUUGAUGUGUUACUAUUCAACCUUGUAAGCUGUCUCAGAUUCUAUUGGGGAAGAAAGAGGAAUAUAUAUUUAUAAAGAAUGAACAAAAGAAAAAAAUGCAAAAAAUGCACACAAACAUACAUAGAAGUGACUGGAAGAGGGUUUUGGCAGGCCAAUCUGCUUCUUGAAGGGUGUUUAAAGAGGCCAAGAGUGAAUGAGUAGAGAAGCAUGUUACAGGUGAGGUAAAAAAAUUUUCCCUUCAUUUUACCUAUGCAUACCUGGAGCAUGCAUAGGUAAGCAGUCAGAAGAUACCUGUAGAGGACAAAACGAUUACAUGCUAAAAGUAUAAAGGAAAUGUGAGCCUCCCGAAUGAAGACAGCCAGGAACAUGAGAAAGGAUAAAUUUCUCAAUACAGCAUCUGCAUGAGAACAAAUUCCUGUCUUCCUAGUGCAAAUCUAGUUCUCAAGAAAAGAAGAAAGAAGUGAUGACUCAAGGAGAAAUUGAACCUCCCCAGGGGUGAUGAAUCUGGGGCUUGGUUUUGACAGAGGGGAAAACUGUGUGCAUAUGAGAAAACAAGAGGUUCUAGACAGUGCCACAGAUGUAUGCUGAUGGUACAGAGGACUUUCCUUCCCACAGAAUGAGAUGCAGUGGGAGGAACAGCCAGGGAGAGCUGUGCUGACCAGGCCUGAGUAAGGAAAGCAUGAGUCUUGCAAACACUGUGAGAUAGUGAGAGUUUACAAGGGAAAUGCUGUGAAAGGGAUUCAUUCUUCACUUGACAAGUAUUUAUUGAGUACCUAGUAUGUAUCUGGUACUGUUUUAGGUGCUUGGGGCAACAGAUGCAAAUAAAAUACGUGCAGUCUUUGUUCUCCAGAACCUUUUAGUCUAGACAAUAGGCAUUAAUUAAAUAGUGACCCCAGUCAUGACAUAGUUGCAAGCUGUGUACUUUGAAGAAGCAGUAGAGGGGACUGUGGAGAGGGCCUAUGGGUGAGCAUGGAAGGAAUCUGGUUUGAGGAUCGGAAAGGCUUUCCACAGGGAGGGAACUCUGAGAUGAGAUUUAAACCAUGAGCAUGAGUUAAGUGAGGGAGCUUCAGGGAAAACAGAUGGCAAAAAGCUCUGAAAUGGGAAGGGGCAUUGGCACUGAGAGUCCCCACUAUCCCAUAUAACACCAUUGUGUAAAUCAGGAAAAGACCCCUCUCAGUGGAUGCGGCCCAGAGUGGACUGAGAUCCACCCUGUCCAGGUCACAGAGCUAACUGGAUAGGGUGGAUCUCAGUCCCACUUUCCCCGCAGCUAAGCAGUCCCAUUGGAUGAAUCUGUAGGCAGUCCUUCCCAUGCGAUUGUGCCUUUGUGAAUUUGUGCCCUGGGUAAGACUGAAGAACCAAGGCUGACGUGCCUGGAGGGCAGAAACAAGGGGAAUAAGUGGGCAAGGUGAGCUGGGCUACGAAGCUGGGCCAGUCGGGAAUGCCUAAGCUGUACAGAGGGCUUUGGUCUUCAGUCUAAGACUAAUGUGAAGGCUUUGAAACAGGAAAAUAACCCAAUCAAAUUUCAAGAAUGGAGGCAGGGUGAUCAGGGGCGAGGCUUCCUCAGUGAUCUGGAGGAGAGAUCAUGGUGGCCUGGACUAGGCUGGGUGCCAAAAAGAUGAAAGAAAGGAAACAGACUGGGGGAAUAUUUAGGAGGAUCGAUUAAUAAGACUUAGUGAUUGAUUGGCUGUGGGAAUUAAGGAGAAAGAAUCAUCACAGAGGUUUCCCAGGUUCCUGGCUUGUGCAACUGAUAUCGUUUACUGAGAUAGGAAAUACUAGUGAGAAAGACACAGACACAAAUACAUGCAAGUGUGCAUCUGUGUACACACACGUACUCAUUCCUAGCAGGAGUUGAGAAGAUUAACUGUAGUUAUUUCAUUCCUCUUCCACCCACAGCCUCUCCUUCUCCCUGUAAAAAAAAAAAAAGAUUGUCCAGGAGCAGGCAGUUAAAAGUUCAAACUGAAGGCUUAUAGAACCACUCUGAGGUGGUUUCCACUACUUUCUCUAAAAAACUAUGAAACAAAGUAAAAACUCCACCAGAAAAUGACUGCAAUGCUAUUGUAGCUUGCUUUUAGCUCUGAUCUUUGUAUUUGAUGGUCAAUUACUGGGAUACCCUAAAAACAGCACUUAAAGUGUCUUUGGUCCCAAAAAGAAGUUCACAACCCAAUGUACCUCUUGAGA
Messenger RNA from Callithrix jacchus (white-tufted-ear marmoset), 20954 nucleotides. RefSeq names its product coiled-coil domain containing 148 (gene CCDC148). NCBI's taxonomy places the organism in Eukaryota, Metazoa, Chordata, Mammalia, Primates, Cebidae. The record is from RefSeq and is a predicted model, not a curated record.